Caenorhabditis remanei is the source of this 975-nucleotide messenger RNA. RefSeq lists its product as uncharacterized. The record is from RefSeq and is a predicted model, not a curated record. Gene Ontology annotation, molecular function: transmembrane signaling receptor activity. The transcript is spliced from 5 exons. Lineage: Eukaryota; Metazoa; Nematoda; Chromadorea; Rhabditida; Rhabditidae. The coding region runs from base 1 to 975 and encodes 324 amino acids. Gene Ontology annotation, biological process: sensory perception of chemical stimulus. Gene Ontology annotation, cellular component: membrane.
AUGUCUACAGUAACCUUCACCACAAUCCCUCUUGAAGAUGUUGAACACAACAUGUGUAAAAUGAUCUUCCAUUUAGUUCUAUUUCUUCUUGGUGCAGUUCUCUGCGGCAGGAUGAUCGUCAAUCUUUGGCAAGCUUCAAAGGAACUAUCACGUAAUAUCUGCAGUAGAUUUGCCCCAUUCCUCAAUUUUCUCCAUCUCGCAACAAAUAUAUUGGUAUGGUUUAACACUCUGACGGGUCUACGAGCAGAGGAAUCCACGUAUGGAGGAUUUUUAUUGAAACUAUUUCAACAUUUUCCAUAUGCUCUUCAGUGUUCCAAACAAUUAUGCUUAUUUUAUUUUCACGUCCAAUGGAGUAUAUCUGUUUUGUUGGUUAUUCAAAGAAUUAUAACAGUUAUUUGGUACCUCAACCCGGAAAAGUACAUGUGGAUAUGCGUUGGCGCAUUCAUGAUGCUUUCUUUCUACUGUGGAUGUGUUAGUGCGUAUUUAUUAGUGUUUCAAGAAACUGUUCAAAUAGUGCGUGUAGAAAAUGGAAAGCUGGUUGAAGAAACAAACAUUGCUGCUUUGGAUUUCACAAAGAAUUGGGUCUUCAUUUUGUCUGACGUGUAUAUGGUGGUCACUAUCAUUUCCACAGUUUGUCUGUUAAUUGCGUUAAAAGUCCAAAUACAAAAUACAAGCGAACAAACUCGUAAACUCAAAAACAAGAUGGCUAAAUCUGCAAUUUGGAAUGCGGGAUUGUAUAUUCCGAUAGUUUUAUGGAGUGCUGUUUACGCUAAAUAUAUACAUGACAGAUCAUCAUUUUUUGGCAAUUAUAACAUCUCCAUUUUACUCAUUUGUACAGACAUUUAUACUUUGUCGACACCGGUUGUUUCAUUUUUUCUCGGAUUGUCUUCACGUCCUCCGAACAAUCAGAAUACUACGAUGCCUCCAAAUCAAGUCAAACCCAGUGUCUCCCCUCAAAUCAACAAUUUUAUUUGA